Molecule: messenger RNA, 333 nt
Organism: Penicillium manginii
Lineage: Eukaryota; Fungi; Ascomycota; Eurotiomycetes; Eurotiales; Aspergillaceae
Exons: 1
Coding region: 1-333 (110 amino acids)
Source: RefSeq, a predicted model, not a curated record
AUGGUCCAACAGACGAGGAGUGCCGCUGGGUCAUUUCCUCGGGUAUUCAACUUGUUCGGCACGACCGCCGGGAGAUGCGCCAACUCUCCACUUGGAGGCGACCCUGGUACUCCGCCAGUGUGCCAGUGCGAGUGCCAGUACUGUACCAGUGAUGUUCACAGUGCCAGUGACAGUGCCGGUGCUUAUCCUGGUUUAACGGCUCGGACGGAUCCCCACGAAUGCUUCCCCCAGUCCGCCUCUUCCGCGUUCCGUGUUUUCACCUCCGCUAUAUUGACCACUGCGGAGGCAUUCCGCGGCUAUCCUCACUUCCUCGUGCACUGGAUCUCUAUUUAA